AUGCACGAACAGGUUAACAAUAAAUCUUUUAUACAAGUCGGUAUUUGUUUUAUUUUCUAUUUCAGGCACAAUGUAACGUUCAAGACGGUCGUUGGUGAAAGCAAUUCUGUUCAACCUGAUAUGAUAGCAUCUUGGUUUGAAACCAUUUUAGAAGAUAUUUACAAUGCCGACGAAUUCGGUCUCUUCUACCAAUGCUUGCCAAAUAAAACGUAUCACUACAAAUCCGAAAAAUGCUCUGGGGGUAAAAAUAGCAAAGUCCGAAUUACCGGGCUUGCAGCUGCCAAUGCUGUCGGAGAUAAACUACCAAUGUUUGUGAUUGGUAAAUCGAAGAAACCAAGGUGCUUCAAAAAUGUAACAUCUCUACCCUGCAGGUACAGAGCGCAGAAGAAGAGUGGGAUGGACAGCUCUCUUUUUGAAGAGUGGGUGCGAGAAAUCAAUGCAAUGCUUCUAAAAGAAGGUCAAAAGAUAGUCUUGAUCAUCGAUAAUUGUCCCGCUCACCCUGAUGUCGGUGGACUGUCCAACAUUAAAUUGAUUUUCUUACCUCCAAAUACAACUUCUGUGUCACAACCGAUGGACCAAGGUGUCAUAAGAUGUCUUAAGUCUCUUUAUCGCCAAAAAUUGGUCAACAUGAUGAUUCAAAACCUAGAAAAGGGCAAAGAUCUUCCAAAAUUUUCAAUUCUGCGUGCUCUUCAAAUACUUGUUUCGUCGUGGGACAAAGUGAAGAAAGAAACCAUCGUAAAUUGCUUCAAGAAAUCAAAGAUUUCCAAGAAAGCUCAACAGAAUGCAACUGAUGAUAUUGAUGAUCCAUUUAAACAACUGGAGAAAGAUCUCACACAACUGCGUGCCAUUGACGAUACCAUUAUUCCUGCUGAUCUCUCGGCCCGUGAUGUUGUCGAUGUUGACCAAGAUUUGACCACAAUCGAAAAUCCCGUGACUGAUGAAGAAAUCCUUGAGUCGGUACGGCCAAGUACAGAUGAGAAUGACGAGGAGCAUGAUGAAAAUGCCGAUGUCAUCGAGGUGUUUGAUGAGCCAGUGAGCAAGCCAACAAAAUCAGAAAUAAACACUGCAGUGGAGACUUUACAAAGUGCUUGUCUAUUCACUGAUGAUGGAAAUGACAUGCAACGCCUCCUGCUUCGCUUUGAAGAUUUGUUUCUUAAAAGUGAAAUGAAAAACAAGAAGCAAACUAGUAUUUUGAGCUUUUUCAAUCAAAAAUAA
Molecule: messenger RNA, 1215 nt
Organism: Hydractinia symbiolongicarpus
Lineage: Eukaryota; Metazoa; Cnidaria; Hydrozoa; Anthoathecata; Hydractiniidae
Product: tigger transposable element-derived protein 6-like
Exons: 1
Coding region: 1-1215 (404 amino acids)
Cellular component (GO): nucleus
Molecular function (GO): DNA binding
Source: RefSeq, a predicted model, not a curated record